Eimeria maxima is the source of this 2568-nucleotide messenger RNA. RefSeq lists its product as hypothetical. Lineage: Eukaryota; Apicomplexa; Conoidasida; Eucoccidiorida; Eimeriidae. Gene Ontology annotation, cellular component: aryl hydrocarbon receptor complex; nucleus. The record is from RefSeq and is a predicted model, not a curated record. Gene Ontology annotation, biological process: regulation of transcription by RNA polymerase II. The transcript has 5 exons. Gene Ontology annotation, molecular function: transcription cis-regulatory region binding; nuclear receptor activity. The coding region runs from base 1 to 2568 and encodes 855 amino acids.
AUGGCGAGGCGGUGGCUCGCCUUCGUCCUAUGCGCUGUCCUGGCAGUCAUCGCGCGAGCAGCAGAGCAGCCACAGCAGCAACUGCAGGAAGAGCAGCAGCAAGAGCAGCAGCAGCAGCAGCAGGAAGCUAACAAGAAUGAGGUUAUUACCCCUAACACAACCCCUGAAGAUAUAAUAGUAGAGAAUCCCCCUCCCACGCAAGACCCCACCAGCAGGCCACCAACAGGGACGGAGGAGGUAGGAUCACCGGAACAGGAUAAGGAUCAGCAGCAGCAGCAGCAGGAGAAUAAAGAUGAACAUCAGCAGCAGGAUCAGCAACAGCAGCAGCAACAGCAGCAGCAGGAGGAAGAAGAAGAAGAAGACCAUGAAGAAGAAGAGAUGAUAUUAGGUGCCCUACGCUUCGAUACAUUAUACAAGUAUAUGUCUUCCUUACAGAAGAAAUUCUUAUUAGCUGUUCUUCCUGAUUCAUGGGCAGUACCUAAGUUUAUACCAUCUAAUAAUGUUGAGCUAGAGCAAGUACAGCAAUUCCUUCGUCAAUUAGCAGAGGAGAUAGGAGACCCUAUUACCAGUAGCAGCAGCAGCAGCAGCAGCAGCAGUGGUGGUGGUGGUGGCUCUGCUGCUGCGCUAAUAGAGCUAGCAGAGAGCAACAGACUACCUGCUGUGCUGCAGGCAAACCCUCAAUUACCUUCUGUCCUUAAGGAAUUAUUAGCAGCAAGUAUGGGGCCCCUGGGGGCCCCCAAGGAUAGAUUUAUAUUAUCUAGACAAUUUUCUUUACCUAGUUUAGAUCUAAUAGAUAUAGAGGAAAUAGGGAGACUAUUUAGGGUACCAACAGAGCUAGAGUUCCCUGUGUCUCCUGAUGGAUUGUCUCUAUUUAUACCUGUUAUAAUAAAAAAACAAGAUAUACAACAAAAAGGAGACACUAAUAGUCUCCUUGCAUCUAUAGAGAAUAUAUUUAUACCUAUUGUCUCCCAUGAAGGAGACAUUCUCUUCUCUAAUGCACAAACAAUCUUUAAAGGAAUUGAAUUACCAACAACUCUUCCCUUCGAGCCUCUAGCUACCUUCUCCGCUUACCAGAUGGAGGAUACAUCUGGACUAUGGGCAGCUGUUAAGGGCCCCGUACUUAGUCGCUUAUCUGUCUUAGGGUAUGAGGCAGAGACACUCUUUGGUCCUGUAUUAAGUUUAGUGUCUCUUCCUCGUGUUGCACUGUCUCUUAAUGGGGAGACAGCAGCAGCAACUGCAGCAGCAGCAACAACAGGAGGAGGAGGAGGGGAAGGGAGACAGCAGCAAGCUUCCUUAGAUCAGAUUGUUGCUGCUGCAUCCUCACAAUUAAAACAAACAUUAAUAACAUUAAAGGAGAUAGGGGGACAAAAAGGAGACAAAAAAAAGGGACAAAUACAACAAAGGAGACAGCAGCAACUAUUUGCUGCAGAGACACUAGAGGAUUUCCUUAAUCUUAAAUUCCUUAACUUUACUCUCCCUGUUGUUGGUGUCCCUGUUGAGUUAGCUCCUGGUGUAUUUACACCCUUAAGGUCUUAUAGUGUAUGCAGCAACAAUGAUUGUCCCUUGGGUCUGUCUCUUCCUUCUUUUCCUGAUUUCUUAGUGUCUCCUGAUGCUGCUGUCUCUAAACUGCAGCAAAGAGUAGAGACACUUUCUUAUGAGCUGCAGCAAGCAGUGCAGCAACUGCAGCAAAAAAUUAAUUCGUCGUUACCUCAAGGUCUUGCUAGUGCUGCUGAUGCUCAAGGUGUCUCCGUGGAUGGAGCCCUGUCUGCUGCAUUGAGUCUCUCUGGCACUCUGCAGCGGGCAGUGAGCAUCGCAGGAGAGAAGGUGCAGCGCCUCUUUGGCCUGCAGGGCCCCCCUACUGCAGCAGCAGCAGAACCAGCAGCAGCAGCAGCAGCAGCAGCAGCAGAUGCCAGCAAACCACCAGCCCAGGGGGAGGAACCUGCAGGCCUCCUUGCCUCCUUAUACAAACGUAGUACAAAGGAUGGAGAAGAAGGAGGACUCUUAGCUCCCCGUAGGCGUCUACAGGGUGGUUUAAUAGAUUUACCAGUAUUAGGGGGACGUUUAUCUACUAUUGAAUAUGCAGGGAAAGGGAGUAUAGAGGAUUUAUUAUCCUUACGUGAAUUAGUUGCUGCUGUUGAGGGUUUUGUUCCUUCUGAGGGUUUUGCUGCUGUGCUGCAGUUAUCUCCUGAGCUACAUGGUAGGACAUUAGGGUCUUUAUUUGAGGAAAAGUUACUACCUCAGCAGCUGCUGCAGCAACCUAUGAGUGCAUUACUCAGCAGCAGCAGCAGCAGCAGCAUACCCUCUCCUCUGCUGCAGCUAAGCUUAGGAGAUUUCUUGUCUCUCUCUAAUUCUGUUAAUGAUUUCUUUAAGACUCCUCUACUACAAGUACCCUCGCUGCAGCAGCUCCUUGAUAGGGCACGCCAGUCUCCAUUGGCUCUAUACAGCAACAGCAGCAGCAGCAGCAGCAGCAACAGGGGGAGGAGCAGCAGCACAAGCAGCAGCAAGAAUAAUAACAGCCUUAGACAGAGGGAACCACCAAUCGCCGCUACCCCUGGCCUAUUCUUCUGA